This is a messenger RNA of Hyaena hyaena (striped hyena), 3243 nucleotides long. RefSeq names its product adenylate cyclase 2 (gene ADCY2). Lineage: Eukaryota; Metazoa; Chordata; Mammalia; Carnivora; Hyaenidae. Gene Ontology annotation, molecular function: adenylate cyclase activity. The annotation marks the transcript as partial. Gene Ontology annotation, biological process: adenylate cyclase-activating G protein-coupled receptor signaling pathway; cAMP biosynthetic process; adenylate cyclase-inhibiting G protein-coupled receptor signaling pathway. Gene Ontology annotation, cellular component: plasma membrane. The record is from RefSeq and is a predicted model, not a curated record. The transcript has 21 exons.
GAGCGGCUCCUGCUCUCCCUGUUGCCGGCUCACAUAGCCAUGGAAAUGAAAGCUGAGAUCAUCCAGAGGCUGCAGGGCCCCAAAGCCGGCCAAAUGGAAAACACGAACAACUUUCACAACCUCUAUGUCAAGCGACACACGAAUGUGAGUAUCCUGUACGCGGACAUCGUUGGCUUCACCCGGCUGGCCAGUGACUGCUCCCCAGGAGAGCUGGUCCACAUGCUGAACGAGCUCUUUGGAAAGUUCGAUCAGAUUGCAAAGGAGAAUGAAUGCAUGAGAAUAAAAAUUUUGGGAGACUGCUACUACUGUGUGUCCGGACUCCCCAUAUCUCUCCCAAACCAUGCCAAGAAUUGUGUGAAAAUGGGGCUGGAUAUGUGUGAAGCCAUAAAGAAAGUGAGGGACGCCACCGGCGUGGACAUCAACAUGCGCGUCGGAGUGCAUUCUGGGAACGUCCUCUGCGGCGUGAUUGGUCUGCAGAAGUGGCAGUACGACGUGUGGUCACAUGACGUUACGUUGGCCAAUCACAUGGAAGCUGGCGGGGUCCCUGGACGUGUUCACAUUUCUUCUGUCACCUUGGAGCACUUGAAUGGCGCUUAUAAAGUGGAGGAAGGAGAUGGGGAUAUCAGAGACCCAUAUUUAAAACAGCACCUGGUGAAAACCUACUUUGUAAUCAACCCCAAGGGGGAACGGCGGAGUCCUCACCUCUUCAGACCUCGCCACACCCUCGAUGGAGCCAAGAUGAGGGCCUCCGUCCGCAUGACCCGGUACCUGGAGUCCUGGGGGGCCGCCAAGCCCUUUGCGCACCUGCAUCACCGGGACAGCAUGACCACGGAGAACGGCAAGAUCAGCACCACGGAUGUGCCAAUGGGUCAGCAUAAUUUCCAAAAUCGUACCUUAAGAACCAAGUCACAAAAGAAAAGAUUUGAAGAAGAAUUAAAUGAAAGGAUGAUCCAAGCAAUUGAUGGAAUCAAUGCACAAAAGCAGUGGCUCAAGUCUGAAGACAUUCAGAGAAUCUCGCUUCUGUUCUACAAUAAAGUACUAGAAAAGGAAUACCGAGCCACUGCACUGCCGGCGUUCAAGUAUUAUGUGACCUGCGCGUGUCUUAUAUUGUUCUGCAUCUUCAUCGUGCAGAUUCUGGUGUUGCCCAAAACGUCCAUUCUCGGGAUCUCCUUUGGAGCCGCGUUUCUCUUGCUUGCCUUAAUCCUUUUCGUCUGCUUUGCUGGACAGCUAUUGCAAUGCAGCAAGAAGGCCUCCUCCUCUCUGCUGUGGCUGCUGAAGUCGUCCAGCAUCAUUGCCGACCGGCCCUGGCCACGGGUCUCCCUCACGGUCCUUACCACCACCAUCAUCCUGACCAUGGCCGUGUUCAACAUGUUUUUCCUGAGCGACCCAGAGAAAACAAUUCCUCCAACUGCCAAUACAUCAAACACAAGUCUCUCUGCCUUAAGUAAUCAGGCAGCAGUUCUGCGCGCACACAAUUUGUUUUUCCUCCCGUACUUUAUCUACAGCUGCAUUCUGGGACUGAUUUCCUGCUCGGUUUUCCUGCGGGUGAAUUACGAGUUGAAGAUGCUGAUCAUGAUGGCGGCAUUGGUAGGCUACAACACCAUCCUUCUCCACACUCACGCCCACGUCCUGGACGACUACAGCCAGGUCUUAUUCGAGAGACCAGGCAUUUGGAAAGACCUGAAGACCAUGGGCUCAGUGUCUCUCUUUAUAUUCUUCAUCACACUGCUCGUUCUGGGUCGACAGAAUGAAUAUUACUGUAGGUUAGACUUCCUGUGGAAGAACAAGUUCAAAAAAGAGCGGGAGGAGAUAGAAACCAUGGAGAACCUGAACCGCGUGCUGCUGGAGAACGUGCUGCCUGCGCACGUGGCCGAGCAUUUCCUGGCCCGGAGCCUGAAGAACGAGGACUUAUACCACCAGUCCUAUGACUGCGUCUGCGUCAUGUUCGCCUCCAUUCCGGAUUUCAAGGAGUUCUACACAGAGUCAGAUGUGAACAAGGAGGGCUUGGAAUGCCUUCGGCUCCUGAAUGAGAUCAUCGCCGACUUUGAUGAUCUGCUGUCCAAGCCGAAGUUUAGCGGGGUUGAAAAGAUCAAGACCAUUGGCAGCACGUAUAUGGCAGCAACCGGUCUGAGCGCCGUGCCCAGCCAGGAGCACGCCCAGGAGCCCGAGAGGCAGUACAUGCACAUCGGCACCAUGGUGGAGUUUGCCUUUGCCAUGGUGGCGAAGCUGGACGCUAUCAACAAGCACUCCUUCAAUGACUUCAAGCUGCGAGUGGGUAUUAACCACGGACCUGUGAUAGCCGGUGUGAUUGGAGCUCAGAAGCCACAGUACGACAUCUGGGGCAACACCGUGAACGUGGCCAGCAGGAUGGAUAGCACCGGCGUGCUGGACAAAAUACAGGUCACCGAGGAGACAAGCCUCAUCCUUCAGACGCUGGGGUACACGUGCACAUGUCGGGGAAUAAUCAACGUGAAAGGCAAGGGGGAGCUGAAGACGUACUUUGUAAACACAGAAAUGUCAAGGUCACUUUCCCAGAGCAACUUGGCUUCUUGAAGGGUUGCCUUCACUUCGGCAAGAAGACUGUAUUUUCAGGAAGGUACGAUGCACUUUCUGACUGCAAGCUUUGUUUCUCGUUUUCGGUGUGCGUGCUCUGUUCUGUCCCAUGGAGCCUUUUCAGACUCGUUCCUCUGACCUGGUGGCAUACCGUUUGGUGGCUGAUGUGUCCCAAGAUCGCUCUGCCACUUGCACUGUGCUUACUCCUAAGCAGAAGGUAAAGGAGUGUGUCUUAUAGGAGAAAUGCGUUCAGAGAAUUUACAAAGAUGACAGAGGUGAAAUAAACAAAAAUUCUUAAGGCAAUAAAACUAGGGGGUGUAUAUUAUCUUCCAGUGCAUGUUUUGUUUUUCUUUUUUUUUUUUUUUUUCUGGAAAAUAUGGUAGCUCGCCAACCGCAUCUGCUAGUCCGAUAUUACAACACACAGUAUUUGUGAAUGAGUUGAUUCUGUCGCCCCACAAGGAAUUUGACUGUGUUAGCCCAACGUGUUUCAUAACCAGUGGCUGUCCGUGGGCCCCCGCGGGGCCCCUGGGCCUGUCGCCUUGCUCUGUUGUGUCUCGUGCCAGCAGCGGGUAGCCCUCCAUCACCAGAAUUAGUUCUCAUGACCUAGGACCAGUUUUGUACCAACAUGUCCAAUGUUUUGAUGCCAUUGUCUUUUGUAAGGUUGAUUCAUUAAAAGUUUUAUGUACUUUG